Morchella importuna is the source of this 849-nucleotide messenger RNA. RefSeq lists its product as uncharacterized. The record is from RefSeq and is a predicted model, not a curated record. Gene Ontology annotation, molecular function: DNA-binding transcription activator activity, RNA polymerase II-specific; transcription cis-regulatory region binding. Gene Ontology annotation, cellular component: RNA polymerase II transcription regulator complex. The transcript is spliced from 4 exons. Lineage: Eukaryota; Fungi; Ascomycota; Pezizomycetes; Pezizales; Morchellaceae. Bases 1 to 849 code for a protein of 282 amino acids.
AUGGCCUCCUUCUCUCAACAACCUUACUACAAUCAACCUCCGACAAUCUACCCCCCUACCCCAACACCAACCCACCAGACAGAUGAUUUCUCUCCUCUUCAGGCCUUCCCUAGCUAUGGACAAUUCGAUUUUACCUACGAAGCUCCACCAUCCCACCAUCAAAAUAUACCAGGUUCAAUUCGAGGGCAUACACCGAUUGAUCACGACAGCCAACAGAGGGCAAGAAGCAGUAGUGAGGAGAAGGAAUUGACUCCAGGGCAGAGGAGAAGGAAAGAACAGAAUCGUGCAGCUCAGCGAGCAUUCCGGGAACGCAAGGAACGCCAUGUUAAAGAGCUCGAACACAGGCUCAAGACUCUCGAACAGCACGCUUCGGAGACAGCUGCCCAGAACGACAUCUUAAAACAGGAACUCCAAAAGACAAAGCUCGAGAACCGUUUACUACACGAGAACAAUAUGCGUGGACAAUCUCCCCCUGAGUUACGAGAUGUGGCAGCAAUGAGCUUCAAACCGACAGAUCACACUCCAACCAACCCUCCACCGGCUUUUACCUCCCCAAUAUUCGGGGAACACCCUAACCAGGGACCAAUACACCGGAUAUCAACGAGUCCCAAAACGGGCGAACGGCUCUUAGGAGCUGGUGCCGCCUGGGAUCUCAUCGUAUGUCACCCUCUGUACGAACAAGGCCUCGUCGAUAUCGGCGACAUCUCCGAUCGACUAAAGGGGUUAGCACGAUGUGAUGGUCAGGGCCCUGUAUUCGAGGAAAGUGUAAUUUUGGAGGCCAUUCAGGCUUCAUCAGGAAGCGGACGCGAUGAACUUUUGGUUGAGUCUCCUCCAGGAUCACUCUACUAA